GUGAACCCACGUGGAAAGUGGAAACCAUAGGGAGUACCGCGGUAGUACACCGAUAGCACGCCCAGAUGAGCCUCCUCUGUUCGCGCUCCAUCAGUGCCCCUCCCCCGUCUUCUCUGGCCUGCUCGCUGAAACCCUCGAGAAGACGAAAACCUCAGCUAUUUCCCUCCAUUACUCCUCUCGUUCGCUCGCGUUUGAUCCGUUCCUCGGCUCCCUUCACGCCUUUGUCUCCUUCGAAAUCUGUCUCCCUCGAGACCUUCAUCGAUCCCCCGAGAGCGGCAUGGCAGCAGCCACAGUACGUGUAUCCCGAUCCGAUCCCCGAAUUCGCCAUUGCCGAGACGCAGAAGUUCGAACGCGAGAUUCGGAAGAAACUUUUGAAGAACAAGGAGACUUUUGGCGAUGACAUCGAUGCGGUCGUGAAGGUCUGCGCUGAGAUAUUCAAUGACUUCUUGCACAAGGAAUAUGGAGGUCCAGGGACGCUCCUGGUGGAGCCUUUCACGGAUAUGCUGCUCGCACUCAAGGAGAAGAAACUCCCAGGGGCUCCAGUGGCAGCAAGGGCAGCUCUGCUGUGGGCGCAAAACUAUGUAGACCAGGACUGGGACAUCUGGACCUCCCAACAUUCCAAAUGAGAAUUUGAGGUAGAUUCUAGAUGAUUUCCUUAAAAACUUGCCGUUCUCUUGUGAACUUUACCAAAUUAUUGUUACGAUAUUGAUUGACCUCUGACCGUAAAUCUCUCAGGAGAAGUUAAUCACAUGUUUUCAAAA
Molecule: messenger RNA, 761 nt
Organism: Elaeis guineensis (African oil palm)
Lineage: Eukaryota; Viridiplantae; Streptophyta; Magnoliopsida; Arecales; Arecaceae
Product: protein PLASTID REDOX INSENSITIVE 2, chloroplastic
Biological process (GO): regulation of gene expression
Source: RefSeq, a predicted model, not a curated record